AUGUUGAAGCUUUCGUUGUUGCUGCUAGCUUGUAGUACGCCAACCACAAUUGGUUUGACAUCUCCUACUAAUAAUAAUCAAGUGAGAAGAGAUUUCAUUGGCCUUCUCGGUGGCAUUGGAUCCUUCGUUCUACUUCCUGAUUCCAGUUCUGCGGCUUCUGCCUCUCAAGAGCAAAAGGACAAGGAUAACAUUGUUAAGGGCUACGAUCGACUACAGUACCUCUUAGAUAAUUGGGAGAAGGAAACCACCGUAUGUAGAACAGGACAGGAAACAACAUUUGGGGACAGAUGUGAGCGCACGCCACUCAAGGUUAUGGACUACCUUGGAUUCAAGGAUAUCAGGGACCCACUCUACAAGGCAGAUUUAACUAUGAUGCGAUUGAAGAACUUGGUUCCAGAUGAUAGGGAGGGUGAUUUUUAUGAAGCUAUGGAAGUUUUUAAUCAGAAUGCCGAAGAGGCGUCUAGUAUGGCAUUCAUUUCAAGUUGGGGUGAAGCAAAUCCUGGAGGCGGUAAAGAUCGAGUACAGGUGUUCAUUGAACGAUCCAAAAAGAAUGUUAUUGCAUCCCGAGAUAGUCUCAAGACUGUGAUUGAUGUUUUAAAGCUAUGA
This is a messenger RNA of Cylindrotheca closterium, 606 nucleotides long. Lineage: Eukaryota; Bacillariophyta; Bacillariophyceae; Bacillariales; Bacillariaceae. The record is from the annotation of a GenBank genome assembly.